AUGACGACCGCUUGCAGAGUGAUUGUCCGGAUCCGGCCGCUAGACGUGGAGAACAAGUCACCCGGUCGGCCAAUGGCCUUGGAAUGGCAUGCUUCGGAGGACCAUCUAUCAGAUCAGAUAGUAUCUUUCUCAGGAGGAGUGCCCUCUGCGGACAACAACUCUACAGGACCCAGCUCUAGCACAUUCCUGUCUACGAGUCUCAUCUCCGAUACCGGCGGAUUCGCUACCUCGCGAACGGUACCCCCGGGGUCUACUAUGAACUCAACCAUGGGAUCAACUCCGGGUUCAGCCACGGGUUCAACCACGGGUUCAGCCAACUUAGGUAUUGGAAAAAGCUGGAGUAACAAGACGGUGUAUAUUCCAUCUCUGGGGAUAGAAUAUGAAUACGAUAGAGUUCUUACACCGGACGAGGACCAGAAAACUACUUAUGAUGCUGUGUGUCAGGAUCUGAUCCGACAGUUUCUUUCAGGGAUAAAUUGUACCGUGUUAGCCUACGGUCAGACAGGUACUGGUAAGACGUAUACUAUUGGAACGAAUGCGCAAGAUGAUACUAAAAAUAGGGGUCUUGUAGUUAGAGCCGUUUGCGAAAUAUUUCAAAGGACUAUACAAAAGACCACCGACCCCCCUAUGGAUGGUAUUGACCCCCCUAUGGAUGGUAUUGACCCCCCUAUGGAUGGUAUUGACCCCCCUAUGGAUGGUAUUGACCCCCCUAUGGAUGGUAUUGACCCCCCUAUGGAUGCCGGGGAACAUUCUGGACAAUGGAAGCAUUCAAUCCACAUAACUUUUAUAGAAUUGUACAAUGAUGAAAUACUUGAUCUUCUAAAUCCCAGUUUUACCAAGAUCAAUAAUCGAACAGCCAUCAAAAUUAGUCAGUCUGUUGACAACAAUUCCAUCCAACUAUCAGGCAUCAAAUAUGCACCUUGCGACGCGGCCGCGGCAGCCUUAAACUUGCUCAAAACCGGAGUCUUACAUCGUAAAACAUCCAGCAAUUCCUUGAAUAGCACAUCCAGUAGAAGUCACGCUAUUUAUACUAUCUGGCUCAAGCAACAUAACUUAACGGACGGAACCAUUCUGUACAGCAAAUUCCACUUCGUCGAUUUAGCAGGAAGUGAACGCGUUAAAAGAACACAAGCUACCGGCAAUACGCUGCGCGAAGGGAUUUACAUUAACAGUGGGCUGUUGGCAUUGUCGAACGUGAUAAACGGAUUGACGCAUCAAGAAACAAGUCACAUACCGUACCGUGAUUCGAAGCUGACGCGCAUUUUGCAGGACUCCUUGGGCGGGAAUAGUCGAACAGUAUUGGUGGCUUGUGUUAGUCCUCGGCGUGAAGAUUUGGCGGAAACAUGUAGCACCCUCAAGUACGCCGGGCGAGCGCGACAUAUCAAGAACCGUGCCGUUGUCAACGCACGUAAGAGCGACGGCGAUACGCGUGAACUCAGACUCCAACUUGCCACUGCACUGAAGGAACUGGAAAUGCUCAAACGUAGCAAUCGGGCACCGCCGGGUACUGGAGGACCGCCGGGUACUGGUGGUGCUCGAGGUCAAGGCCCAGACUCUACUGGGGGAGACGAGGGGGAGAUGAGAAGACUGCUUUCGAAAAUAACGUUGUUGGAGAAAGAGAAGCAAGUACUAUCAGCCCAACUGAACAAGUACCGCCUUAAGUGCGCGCAACUUCUGGAAGAUGCCAAACUUAUCUCUCCUGCACUCCAUGAUGGUGUCCUCGUCGAGGACCAGCCCAUGGACGACGGAAUUGACCCCAGUCCUACAGCGCGUGACCAACCGAUGCUCGAUUCGCCUGCUGGUCGUGACGCAGAAGGGGGCGGUGAGGAGGCUGGCGACAGCACGGAGAAUACGACGGGGGUGGAAGAGGGGGCUGAGCCUCGGGAGCAGCUCUUGACGGACUGUGAUCGGUUGGAGACGGCCAUUCGUACGACGAGUGACCUGAUAAGCGGGACGGCAGUGGAACAAGGUUGUUGGGAGGAGCUGGUAGUCAUGUUGAAGAAGGAGAUCCAGGUGCUGAAUGACCGGUUGCACGCUGGCGAAGACCAGAUGCGGCUGUUGACGGACAAAAUUGUAGAAUUGGACACGAUUACCUUCGCCGAGGAGGUCUGCACUCCGGUCCACCCAUGCAGUCGUGCGUUACGUACAUCCAGCUGCGUCGAAACCGCAGCAGCGGAAACAAAAGCAGCGACAAAUCGUGGUGAUUGCGCGUCGGUGGUGUUGCACACACGUUUGGCGAACGAACGGAGAGAAGCUAUCAGCCACGCCGAUCGUAUAAAGUCCUUAAACAGCGAGCUCGCCGCCGUUAACCAGCGGCGAGAGGAUGCUGUUCAGCGUAUGGCUGCACAUGAAAAAGCCCUGGUCAAACUACAAAAGGAGAAGGAGGCUAUCAAGAAAUUGAUUAAAGAACAGGAAUUAAAACACCUAAGAAAACUGGGUGAGAAAAACAAGCAAAUUCAUGACCUAGAAAAGAAGGCAGACGCCAAUGAAGCAAAGGCAAAGGAAUUACAGUCACAAAACCGUUCGCUGAGCAAGAGACUUCAGUUACUCUCUAGAAGAUCAUCUUUAAAUAAGAGAGAUGAAACUUCUAUACACGCCUUGGUUGAGGAAUUAGGUUCCAUAAAGACUACAGAAUAUAAGUUACAGGACGCAAAAAAUGAGCUAGAGGAAAAACGGCAACAACUCCAACAUGAAAUUUCCCUGGUCAUGACUAACAUUACUAAGUUGAGCUGUAAGGGCUUGUGUGUCAGAACCACGGGUCGUGAAAUGGGGCGGAAUCGAACCGAGAAUCGAGGUCGAGACGAACUGGAAAUUGAGAGGAUGAGAGAGAAUCUCAGCCAGCUGCAAAUGAAUCUGUCCUUUGUAAAGACAGAUCUCGAUGACGUUGUCGAAAGGCUGGGAAAGAAGUCGGAUGUUCAAUCCCACUUUGAAAAGCUAAAAGCUCUUAAUCAGGGGGCACCAGACUCAGUGCUAUCUGUUGUUCUCAACCUGUACUAUGUUGCUCUCUACGAACUAUUCAAGGUCUCCCAUCAGAUUGAGUCCCAUCUUUCGUUGAUUCGAAAACUCAAAAUAGAUAUUGCAAGGUUGCAAAAAGAGUCAGUAGCCCUCAAGACUGAUAUGGAGGACAAGGCAACGGAUCUCAUGCUCAAAUGUAAUGAGGACAAGCUGCUUUACAUGCAGAUUCUCGGCGUAGGAACAAACACCAACGGCUAUACAAACCCAAGUGGCGCGGGAUCGAGGAGUCAGAACGGCGCUCUUCGCAAAAGCCGGUCGUGGCCCUCCUUGUCCCGCGACGUUCCCACGGUGGCCCUGGCACACGAUGGCGAGCUGGACGACGACUCCUUCCUGCUUCGGUGUCAAAAUCAACUACUGAUGGAGCGUGUCGGGUUGCUCACUCAAAAGUGCGAGCGACCACCCAAGCUACCCCCAAGCGGUGCGGUUACCCCCGAUGUCGACUACCUGGUGCGGUCGAAGAGCGAAGACCCGGCUGAAGGACUUAUUCGAGAUCAUCUGCCCGAGACUGACGACUUGACCAGGAACGGGGCCCCGGCGAAGUGUGAACUGUCAUCGGACAAAGGCCUCAAACGCAUCCCGACGGGUAACCCCUUGUUGGCAGUCACCCCGGUAGUCGCCUGCCCCCAAUUACUACAAGGCGCGGCCGGCUCGCCUCCUCGCAAGAGUCCCAGUCCACGCUUGAUGCCUGGACCCUGCAAGUCUGCCCCCAGUGGGUCUAUCCCCCCCAGUGGGUCUAUCCCCCCCAGUGGGUCUAUCCCCUGUGUGUCCAACCCCUGUGUGUCCAACCACUGUGGGUCUGGACCUGGGCCUAGGGAGGAUGGUGGUCGCUCGCCCAAGUCGGACGCGGAAGCAAGUCCAAGUUUGCGUCCUUUGAGUCCAAUGACUUCGCGGAGUACAAGUCCUCAUCGUAGUCCGGCUCGAGCGCACAGCACCAUGACAUUGAGUCCGCGGCCAUUGGGCCGUCGUUACAAGCGCACGUUGACGCGUAGUUCGCAGCCGGACGCAUGUAGUUCAUUGGGGUUUACUUUGACGAAGAUUUCGGAGCCGUUAACAUUGGCUGAUUCCAAGAUAACUUCCGUGACUUCUACAAUGCGUUCGCAGCAUCUGGCAUGUGGAUCGUGGCAGACGGUGUCUAUUUGGGAUGUGCGCAGUUUAUCGCGUAUAAGGAGCGCGAGGAGCGGAUCGGGAGCGGCGUCCGUUGCGCCAGUUGCGCAGUGGAAGUGUGCGGAUCAUGGGGGGUAUGUGAGUUGCGUAAAAGACGUGGAGUCGUUGCGUGUUCUGGCGGUUAGUUGCAACAAUAAGGUAUUAUUGGUCGACCCGCGCACGUGUGUGGUCAUUAAAUCUUGGACUGCUAAGGCUGCCUGUAAAUCUAUCUGUGUCAUCCGCGACUCCUUUCUGGGUGCGUCCUUCAGCGAUGGCAGCAUCCGACUCUUGGACGCUCGUGCCGAUGAGAUGGUGCCCAUAUGCAAGGUCCCUCUCAACGAAGGAGAGUCAUCUGAAAAACUGGAAUGGCUAAACAACUUCGGCAACAUGAGCUGCCGCAACUUCCCCCUUGAACUGCUCGAGGGCCUGGUCUCCGCUUCGAACUUGGGUGUUGUGAAAGUUUGGACGGAGGGAUGGUCCGUACUGCCCUCUGUACAUCAACUGGGUAAUAUCCAGUGUCUCAAGACACAUCGCCUCGGCUCCCACUACCUUACCUUCGUCUGUUGCACCAAAGACCCGAACUUACGGGUCUGGGUCUCAUCCGGUAGGCAACACCGCCUCCUCGCAGGCGUCCCGCUUCCCACCGGCCUGGCCAAUGGUACCAUGAUCAGCGGUACGACGGGAGGCAAGACAGGCGGCCUGUCCUCCAGCAGCAGUCUCUCUUCGGCCUGCGCCUCUAGCGGCGACCAGCUCACCGGAACCGAAAACUCCUCGGACACCCCGGCUGCUAACGCCAACGCCACCUUGGCCGCCACGGCCCUGGCCGUCGUCGACGACCUCAGCAUCACCGGCAACGCCGGCGGCAAAAUGAGACUCUGGAGAUGGAACCAAAUCCUCGGUGAAGAACACGUCGCCAACAAUCGCCUCGCACACACCAGCGCCGUCACCGGCAUCGUAGCCCUGCGAACAUCCGGCAAAGACAUCUGCCUACUCACCGUCGCAAACAACGUUUUGAAACACGCAGUGCUCAGCAGGCAGUAA
Gregarina niphandrodes is the source of this 5199-nucleotide messenger RNA. Its product is annotated as kinesin motor domain protein. Gene Ontology annotation, biological process: mitotic spindle organization; microtubule-based movement. Lineage: Eukaryota; Apicomplexa; Conoidasida; Eugregarinorida; Gregarinidae. The transcript is spliced from 2 exons. Bases 1 to 5199 code for a protein of 1732 amino acids. Gene Ontology annotation, molecular function: microtubule motor activity; ATP binding; microtubule binding. The record is from RefSeq and is a predicted model, not a curated record.